Grammomys surdaster is the source of this 2437-nucleotide messenger RNA. RefSeq names its product CD200 receptor 1 (gene Cd200r1). Gene Ontology annotation, biological process: regulation of neuroinflammatory response. The transcript is spliced from 7 exons. Gene Ontology annotation, cellular component: external side of plasma membrane. Bases 275 to 1255 code for a protein of 326 amino acids. NCBI's taxonomy places the organism in Eukaryota, Metazoa, Chordata, Mammalia, Rodentia, Muridae. The record is from RefSeq and is a predicted model, not a curated record. Gene Ontology annotation, molecular function: signaling receptor activity.
CCUCUGUCUUUGCUUCAGGGCUUUGCACAGGAAAUCUAUUGCUGUGUCAAGUCCCAGAAGUUUCUUCUCUUCCAAGUUACUAGUGAGACUAAAGCAUGCCGAGUGGAAGGAGAGGACAGAGAGGACAGGACUGCUCCCUGCUGAUGGGUUAAGAGGUGCGCUACUACGCAGAAGCCAACCGGAGAGCAGAGGGAUCCUGGUCAUGGUCACUGCUGCUCUCCUACCUGUGAGGAGUAAAAGUACUGAGUGAGCGGCGGAAAACCAGAAAACCGAAAUGUUCUGCUUUUGGAGAACUUCUGACCUAGCAGUGCUCUUGAUAUGGGGGGUCUUUGCGGCUGAGUCAAAUUGUACUGAUAAGAAUCAAACAACACAGAACAACAGUUCAUCAUCUAUGACACAAGUUACCACUACAGUGUCUGUACAGAUGGGUACAAAGGCUCUGCUCUGCUGCCCUUCUGUUUCACUGACAAAAGCAGUAUUAAUAACAUGGAUAAUAACCUCCAGAGGAUGGCCUUCCUGCAUAAUAGCCUACAGAGUAGAAACAAGGGAGACCAAUGAAACCACCUGUAGGAACAGGAGCAUCACCUGGGCCUCCACACCUGACCACAGUCCUAACCUUCAGAUCAAUACAGUGGCCCUCCAGCAUGAGGGGCAUUACUCAUGUGAGACAGUAUCCCCUGAAGGGAAUUUCCUAACAGUCCAUGACCUCCAAGUGCUGGUCCCUCCUGAAGUAAGCUACUUUCCAGGGAAAAAUAGAACUACAGUUUGUGAGGCAAUUGCAGGCAAGCCUGCUGCACAGAUCUCUUGGAAUCCAGAUGGGGAUUGUGUCACUAAGAAUGAAUCACACAGCAAUGGCACUGUGACUGUCAGGAGCACAUGCCACUGGGAGCAGAACAAUGUAUUUGCUGUGUCCUGCUUUGUCUCUCAUUCAACCGGUAACCAGACUCUGUUCAUACAACUGAGUAGAGGUGGUGACCAAUCAUUACGAUAUAUUCUGUACAUCAUCCCACCUGUUAUUAUUUUGAUCAUCAUAGGAUGCAUUUGGCUUUUGAAAAGCAGUGGCUUCAGAAAAUGUAAAUUGCCAAAAUCGGAAGCUACUCCAGCUAUUGAGGAGGAUGAAAUGCAGCCUUAUGCUAGCUACACAGAGAAGAGCAAUCCACUCUAUGAUACUGUGACCAAGGUGGAGGCAUUUCCAGUGCCACAAGGGGAAGCCAAUGGUACAGACUGGCUUACUUUGUCAGCCAUUGGAAUCUAGAGCCAAGAAAAAGAAGUCAAGAGACAUCAUAAUUACUGCUUUGCUUUCUUUAAAAUUCUACAAUGGAAAGACUACUUGGAAAUUAGCUCUUCCAAAGCUCUUAGAAAGCACGAAUGUUCUAGUGGAUUUGCAUUUAAGUUCUUCUGUCAUUGGAAGUUUGGAAUCUUUGCUGCUACCUGUUAAUUCUAGGAAGAACUGAUUUAAUUAUUACAAAGAAAGCACAUAGUUAUGGUAAAAUAUUAAAUUGUGCAAUACAGUAUGAUGAAAACUGAGUUUCUUCAAGAAAUAACUGCAGAAGGAACAAAAAGAUUCAUCACUAAACAAUUUCAUGUGAGUUCUUCCAAAAUAAUUCCUGUGCAUACGACAUGACUGUGGUAUAUGUGUGCAAUUAUAUGUUUAUCUACAAAUGUGUACAUAUGCACACAUCUGCUUGUCAAGACAUCUCCUUGUCAAAAACACACUCGAGUUUGGGAUUUAUAAAAGCUAAUAAAGUUAGUAUUGGAUAUAUUUUUAUAUCAGCAUAAAUAAAACUACCUCAAUCUUUUUAAUGGCUACAUAGAAUUCCCCUGUAUGAUUACAUUGUAAUUAAUCAUGGCCCUUGGAUGGGCAUUCAGAUUUGUGUUAUGUGUGGUAUUAAACAAUACUAUAUGGAAUGUUUCUUGUGGUGAAUCUUUGCAUUGAGUGCACUUCCAUUUUUCAAUUUUAAUUGACCAGUUGGGUGAUAUGUCUUAAGGUUAUGAUAUUAACUCUAUUAUUUAAUAGAAUUAGAUUCACAUCUUUGUUAUAUCUAUGAGAGAGAGAGAGAGAGAGAGAGAGAGAGAGAGAGAGAGAGAAAGCAUUUGUAAUGACAGUAUUUUCAACUCCUCAUAUUGCUACAAAAGUGCUGAAAUCUCAUGCACAACAGUUUUAUGGAUGUUAUGAAUUGUGUACUUUUAACAUCCUAUUCUGAUGUACUUAUCAAAGAGUAACUGUCUUUGAACUAUAUAUGUAGGUGGGAGAACUUGCAGUACUUUACAUGCUAAAAGGAUGAUAGUGGGAUGAUAUAACAUUUCCCUCCAUUUUUCUUUGGAGGAAAAUGUUGGGAAUAAAUAUAUUGAUAAUUUUUGGUGUAUGUUUUUAAUCAUUAAAAAUAAGCCUGUUCCCUGUAUAUCAGGAAAAGUAUUAAAAAUGGUUUUUGACUUA